GAAUCCCCUAAGGUUCGUUUUGCAUAUUUUUGGGUGGUCAUUUAUUUGUGCCCAUCCUGGCUAGGGCUUCUCAGCGUCGUCUUCGCGCAGCAGCACCCAGAGUCCCAUUUCGGCCGGAGCCACCAUCUGAAGCUGCUACUGCCGGUUACUUCCGGCGCCGAUCUUCCGGGUUGUUGUCUCAAGACUCAUCCAUCUUCAUCCAGUUAAUAGACAACAGAAAGCAAGCAUGAGGCCAAUUCUGAUGAAAGGCCAUGAGAGGCCUCUAACCUUCUUGAAGUACAACAGAGAUGGCGACCUCCUUUUCUCUUGUGCCAAGGACCACACCCCAACUGUUUGGUUUGCUGAUAAUGGCGAGCGUUUGGGCACUUAUCGGGGCCAUAAUGGUGCUGUAUGGUGUUGCGAUGUCUCAAGGGAUUCAAUGCGCCUCAUUACUGGAAGUGCAGAUCAGACUGCAAAGCUAUGGAACGUUCAGAAUGGGGCUCAGCUGUAUUCAUUCAAUUUUGACUCACCUGCUAGGGCUGUGGACUUGGCAGUUGGGGACAAGCUUGCUGUGAUCACUACUGAUCCCUUCAUGGAGUUGUCUUCAGCAAUUCAUGUGAAACGCAUUGCUCAUGACCCCAGUGAACAGAAGGGUGAAUCUGUGCUUAUAAUCAAGGGCCCUCAAGGAAGAAUAAAUAGAGCUGUUUGGGGACCUUUGAACAGAACUAUUAUUAGUGCUGGUGAAGAUGCUAUAAUUCGCAUUUGGGAUUCUGAGACUGGAAAACUGCUUAAAGAGGCAGACAAAGAAACUGGCCAUAAGAAAACAAUUACAUCGCUUUCAAAAUCUGCAGAUGGUUCACAUUUCCUCACCGGUUCCCUGGAUAAAUCUGCAAAGCUUUGGGACAUCAGAUCGUUGACAUUGAUCAAGACAUAUGUGACUGAACGCCCAGUGAAUGCUGUUGCUAUGUCUCCACUUCUUGAUCAUGUGGUGCUUGGAGGUGGUCAGGAUGCAUCAGCUGUCACGACAACUGACCAUCGUGCUGGAAAAUUUGAGGCCAAAUUCUUUGACAAGAUCCUUCAAGAAGAAAUUGGAGGUGUGAAAGGACACUUUGGACCCAUAAAUGCUCUAGCAUUCAACCCUGAUGGAAAAAGCUUCUCAAGCGGAGGUGAAGAUGGUUAUGUAAGAUUACAUCACUUCGAUCCAGAUUAUUUCAAUAUCAAAAUUUAGCUCCGACACAAAUGUGGGAACCGUUUUCCAUUCAAGUAAAUUAUAAUGUAAGAAUAUUGUAAUAGUGUAGGCUUGGUAUUUUUUUGGAUGCAACGAAGUUUUGCAGGGUUAGAGAUUUUAUUAUCAGCUCUAUAACACCAAGAAAGGGGAGCCUCCCGGAGUGAAAAUUAGCAUGGGUUGUGCCUGCUUGGAAUGGCAUUUAUAUAUAUAAAUGUUUACUUCAAUUUUCUUGCUGA
Malania oleifera is the source of this 1443-nucleotide messenger RNA. Its product is annotated as eukaryotic translation initiation factor 3 subunit I-like. NCBI's taxonomy places the organism in Eukaryota, Viridiplantae, Streptophyta, Magnoliopsida, Santalales, Ximeniaceae. Gene Ontology annotation, cellular component: eukaryotic translation initiation factor 3 complex, eIF3m; cytoplasm. The transcript is spliced from 9 exons. Gene Ontology annotation, molecular function: translation initiation factor activity; RNA binding; protein binding. The record is from RefSeq and is a predicted model, not a curated record. Gene Ontology annotation, biological process: cytoplasmic translational initiation. Bases 227 to 1207 code for a protein of 326 amino acids.